GUCACGCUGUUGUGUUGUGUUGUGUUGUGUUCUGACUGUCCUUAGUCUGUCACUGACACUGAAGCUGGGAUGAAUCACUUCGUCAGUCCAUCGUCGGUCACUUACAGCAGAUGGACAAAUCCAGGGCGACGGGGCGAGGUGGAUCUAACGGGUCACAGCGAUGAGUCGCAGUCCACGGACACUGAGAUCUGCACCAUCACCUCACCGAGGAUCACACGGUCUGCACCGGGCCAUGACGCCACAGACACUGAAGAAACCUUCACUGUGGAAGCUGCACUGGACGCCAUUGGUUUUGGGAUAUUCCAGUGGAAGAUGUCUCUCAUCACUGGACUGUCAUGGGUAGCCGACGCCAUGGAGAUGAUGAUCCUCAGCAUCUUGGGGCCUGAGCUGCACUGUGAGUGGAGGCUGCCCAGCUAUCAGACGGCUCUCAUCACAUCGGUCGUGUUUGUCGGGAUGGGCCUCAGCUCAUCUGCAUGGGGGAAUUUGUCUGACAAGUAUGGCAGGAAAACUGGUCUGUUUAUCUGUAUGAGCUGGACUCUGUACUACGGUGUGUUGAGUGCCUUCACUCCAGUGUACGGCUGGCUGCUGGUCUUGCGGGGCCUCGUAGGAUUCGGCAUCGGAGGAGCGCCGCAGGCGGUGACACUCUACUCCGAGUUUCUCCCAGCGAAGGCAAGAGGUAUCUGCAUCAUGCUGAUUGCGUCAUUCUGGGCAAUCGGUGCCAUGUUCGAGGUCCUCCUGGCUCUGUGGAUAAUGCCCAUACUCGGCUGGAGGUGGCUGCUCGGCUUGUCCACUCUACCCAUGGUCCUCUUUCUCUGCUUUUGCUUUUGGCUGCCGGAGAGUCCUCGCUUUGACGUGCUGAUGGGGAGAAGAGACAAAGCUGAGGCGACUUUAAGAUCCAUCGCCAAACAGAACGGCACGGUCAUGCCUCGAGGGACGCUGAUCGUCCAUAAACAGAAAAACCGUGGACGGAUCAGAGACCUCUUCAGCCCUCAGUACUGCAGGACCACUCUUCUCCUGUGGUUUAUAUGGUUUGCAAAUGCCUUCUGCUACUAUGGAGUCAUCCUGUUGACAACUGAAAUGUUCCAAGCUGGAGAUUCGUGUGGGGCGACCCAGGGGGCCAAGAUCGAGCCGAGCUGUAGUCUGGAGUGCAAAUAUUUGACAUCAGCUGACUACAAAGAUCUUUUAUGGACGACGCUGGCCGAAUUCCCAGGUCUCCUAGUUAUAAUUUUUGCAAUCGAGUAUCUUGGCAGGAAGAAGAGCAUGGCUCUGUGUUUCCUCAUGUUUUCACUCUUCCUCCUGCCCUUAUACGCUUGUAUUGGAAGGACGGCUCUUACAAUCUCCAUCUUCAUUGCCAGAGCCUUCAUCGCUGGAGGAUACCAAGUUGUUUUUGUGUAUACACCAGAGGUGUUUCCCACAGAAAACCGAGCCUUGGCGAUGGGGAUUGCCAGCACGAUGGCCAGGGUCGGCGCUUUAAUCACACCGUUUAUAGCACAGGUGAUGCUCAGAUCAUCCGUGAAUCUGACACUUGCUCUCUACUGUGGCUGCUCCGUGCUCGCCGGGGUCGCGUCCUUGUUGCUGCCCAUCGAGACGUUAGGCCGCGGUCUGCAGGAGUCCAGCGUCAACCAGGAGGCAACAGGUCAGACAACCGCCAUGACCAGUGAGGGGUCACAGUCCAGCAAAACCGUUUAGACUGAAGGAGGAACGGAAACAAACAUGGGGGAGAAAGGACGGAGUGUUUUACUUAUUGAAUGAUCACCUCCUAUGUGCGGCUGCUGUUUUCUCUUCACGACAGACUCAGUCAUGUGAGCGGAGAUAGGUGAGGAGCAACGACUGUCCAACGAGAGUGGAAGAAAACCUGCGUCUGCUUGUUUUGUUUAUCCUCUCUUCCAUUUAAGAAUGGAAAUAGGGAAUAUUUUUGGAAAAUGCACUUCCCAGACAAGAUAGAAAAAUUACAUUUUUUUUAUAUAUAUGUUUUAUAAUGUUUUACUUUGUUAUUUAUUAAAUAUGAAGCCCAAACACCUUUGAUGAUUAAAGUGGUUUGUUCUGCUGUA
Molecule: messenger RNA, 2051 nt
Organism: Solea senegalensis (Senegalese sole)
Lineage: Eukaryota; Metazoa; Chordata; Actinopteri; Pleuronectiformes; Soleidae
Gene: svopb
Product: SV2 related protein b
Exons: 16
Coding region: 70-1689 (539 amino acids)
Biological process (GO): transmembrane transport
Cellular component (GO): membrane
Molecular function (GO): transmembrane transporter activity
Source: RefSeq, a predicted model, not a curated record